AGACAAGCGGGUUCUUGAAUGAAAUUCCUUAGUCUCGGGGAACAUUCGACAUUUCUCAGUGUUGGUGUAAAUAAGCAAAUCGUUCGUUCGUUCGUGAAAUUCAAAGUACCCAUCUGUAUCUUUGUAUAUCUCCUUCAUCCUACAGUGAAUGGUUGCAGAGUUCAUGCAUCUUAAGAAAGAUCUUGAAAUGUGCUCCUACCCUUCAUAUUAGAAGAGGCCUUGAAAUGUGACCUUCUGCAACAUAGUUGUCCUAAGUUUUACUGUUGGUUUUGCCACCAGUGUUUUAUGAAAUGAAAUUGGAUAGCCAAAGGAAAGAAGAAUGGCAUCUGUUGUUACUACCUUGGGUGCUGGCGACCUUGAGUUGUUUGGAAAUGUUGCUGGACUUGAACACAGAUUAGGAACUGAGCUUCCUGAACACAGAUUAGGAACCGAGCUUCCUCAGGGCAAAUUCUUUGACCUUAGAACUGUCAUUACUGUACUAUGUUGUAACAGUGAAAGUGCAAUAUCAUGUAUUCCAAGAGGCACUAAGAGUAAUGUGUACUUUGUUUGUACACAUUCAGGAUUAGAUUUAGAUUUUGCUGACGAUUGUUCUUGGGUAUCGGGCAGUUCAAUUCACCGAACCCGAUAUGUAUGCCUACCAAAUAAUGCCUUAAAAAGAGUUGCUUAUAGAAAUAGUUUGUAUGUAAUCCCACAGUUAACAAGUGGCGAGAGAACUUUUGUUCCUUUAAAUCCACAGCCAUCACAUGAUGAUAUUCUUGAAAUUAAUACAAGAACUUUUAGUCAUUUAGAAAGUGCAGAUUACAAGAAGAGAGCUACAUGGAUUAGUAAAUUGCCAGUCCGUAUAUGGCCGGUUCUUCCAGGAACUGCAUGUGUCGAGUAUUCGGGUACUUCACCUGAAGUAUCUUCAAUUGAAGAUGAACCAUAUACAUCUGCAGAUCAAGGAGAAACCAGAAAAAUACAAGGAAGUGCCAUUUUUAAUUCAGGGAGUUGUCAGGAUGUUGGACAAGUGAACUUGAAUGCUAAUGGUGGAACAUACGACCUAAAAAAUAAUUAUGAAUCCCCUUCAAAUGCCCAUUUUAUUUAUGGUAACUCAGAAUGUGAAGGAUAUGAGUUUGAUAUUCCAGUGUUAAAUGUAGAGGAGAUAGAAAAAUGUUUCCCUCAAUAUUUGCCUUAUGAACCUGAACCUUUGUACGCAGAUGGAGUCAAAAGUGAUUUUGCAGCAAAACCUCUCUAUUUUUAUACCACUUCAAACUUUUAUGUCCAAUCUAUGCCUCCUUCAAUUCCAGUUUAUAAAGUGGGUGGAGAAGGAGUUGGAGGGAGGGCUUUUGAGAAUAAUGAUGUAACAGGUUAUGAGACAGAUGUAUCGCAGCUUUAUGCGGACAUUGCUGCAAAGUGUAAAGACAGAAAAAUUUCAGUUGUUGCUUCUAAUUGUGGCAGUGGUAAUGUAAGCAGUAGUUUAUUUAGUAAUUUCAUGGAAGGUACACCUUUACCUGAGGGAAAGUUUUUAGAUAUGCAAGAUCUUAUUCAUGCACUUAUUUCAUGUACCCCGUUGGAUAUAAUACCAAGAGGUUUCAAGAAAAAUCUAUAUUUCAUUGUUAAGCAAAAUAUACAGGGUGGUGAAAGCAUUUCUCUUUCAAAAUUAUAUAUAGAUGAAUUUUCUUGGGUUGGUUGUCUUGAAACUACAGAGGCUUUUUAUGGCAAGAAAACUGGAGAAUUCGAAAGGCUAGUUUUAAAGAAUGGAAAUUACUUUUUGAACAGUGAGAAAACUCCCAUGAAUCCUCAACCAACAACAGAUGAUAUUUUAAUUGUCAAAAGAAAUUAUGGCUCAGCACAAGCACCAUUUAGUCUUCAAAGGCGUAUCACGUUGAUCACAAAUGUACCGUCAUACUUGCAUUCUAGUAUUUCUCUGAGUGUGUGUGUUGAAUAUGUUAGUGGUUUGGAAGGGUUUAUUGAUGGUGAAAAGUUUAGUAAUGUACCCUUUCCAGUUCAUAAUAAUAGGAGUGGUCAGGAUGGGACUUCAUUGCCUCACAAAUCUGCUCUGACAUAUGGUAUUCCAUUACCAGAAGGCAACUUUUUAGACAUUGAUACCUUGUUGGCAGCGUUAGUAUCAAGAGAUAGCUUGUCUUAUAUACCAGAUUGUGUUAAAGAUGAUGUAUACUUUAUAUGUAAUGACACUUCAAAUUUGUUUUGUCGAGAGACAAGGGAAAUAAGUUCUGAUUUUGAUGUGUUUGGCCCAUGGCAUAAUAGUCACUCUCUUAUUAUAAGCUUUAUUGUACAUAAAAUGGGGUCAUAUGAGAGAUGUUAUGUAGAGGAUGAACUGUAUUACAGACAGAAAAAGGUGGGCAAUGAUGUGAAAUAUGAAUUGUAUGAUCCACAGCCAUCGUCCAACAGUAUACUGGAAAUUUACAGAAGUCAUGCCUCAAGCUUAGGUCUUUGGAGAAGAAUUACCUGGGUAGUUAGAGCCCCUAAGGUCCUUUGUUCAGUUGUUCCUCACACUGCUUGUGUAGAAUAUUUAAGGUUGUUCCGUCAGGGGCCGUUAGUGAACAAAAGUGAUAAUCAUGUUGAGAGCGCAACAGACAAAGACAGAACAACAUGCAGUGAAGGUGCACCUUUACCUGAAGGGAAGUUUUUGUCCCCAAGGCAACUGCUUCAAGCACUGCGCUCUGCUAAACCUGUUGACAAAAUUCCAGAAGGAUUGAAUAAUAAUAUGUAUUUCAUUGUAGGAAUUGAAAAGGUAAAAGACUUGUGUGGUGAGAGCGACAGGUAUUCAGGAAGUGAAGUGACUCAUGAAAUGUAUGCUACUCUACCAGAGUCAAAGUCUGAUGUCCAAAUAUUUAAAAAACGUGGCUUUUAUUGUGUGAAGAAUGGUGUGCCAUUAUUACCACAACCAACUUAUGACAGCAUUUUGGGUAUUGAUCGUCUUACAUCAACAUGGAGAAAGUCUGGAGGUUGCAAGAGACAGAUUACCUGGAUAACUAAAGUACCUCCUCACUUGGCUCCAUUGCCAACAAAUUUAGCCUGUGUGGAAUAUGCCGUGGAUAGCGAAGCAUGUCAGGAAUCUGUUCAUUCAUUGCAGUCAGAUUCUUGGAAAGGUGCCCAUGAUAGUAAACAAAAAUUUGUAAAGAGCACUGUUGGACAAAAUAUAACACAGCCUUUGUCUUCUCUUCUGAAAGAAUCAGACAGUUUGUUGAAGGAUGUUUUAUUUCCUAUUUCAGAUGAUGUGAGAGAUAGCUUUAUUCAUCACAUAGAGUAUAGGAAAGGUGAAAUAACUUCAUUGACAUUAUAUAAAGAAGAGCAGUUGCUGAAUUUGUAUCAGUUUUGUUGUUCUGAUUUCCAUCCUUCUGUACUUGGUGUGAAAACAUUAUUUAAAAACCAAGCUUUUAAUGUUACUGUCUUGACCUACAUAAAUUAUUCUGUAAUUCAUGGUCUGACAGGUGAACAUCCUGUAUUUAUUGGUCCAGUAUUCCUUCAUAAAGAUGAUGAUUGUUUGACGUAUAAUGUGUUUUUAUCUCAUAUUAAAAAAAGAAUGAGUAAAAUUCAUGGCCAGGUGAGAGGAGGAAAACAGAACCCACUGGUUUUGGGAACUGAUGUUAGCAAAGCAUUGCAACAGUCAUUAGAUAGGUUUCCAAAAAGUUGUAAACUUAUAUGUUCUGAUGAUGUGAAACACCAUGUUUUGCAGAUGGUAAAGGACCACUUCAAUUCUAGCCAGUCAUCAGAUUUGGUUGAAAAAAUAGUAAAGUUAUUUGUUGGAUCUGAAGGACUGUGUAACAGUCCAAAUGAAAAGGAGCUUCUUAAUCAAUUUAGAAUGGCCAAACUUAUGGGAUUUGUUCCUUCAGAGCUAUUGCUGCAAUUUGAAAAUAAUUUUUUUCCAAUUUUGAAGAGAAAUUUUGCAACUUAUGAUCGUCAUCCAUGGAUAAAACGAGGAUGGGUAAAUGAGGGUAGUACAAGAUUUAUGUUUGAGCUAACAGAAACAGAGAGCAUAAUUUCUAGAUUUACUCACAUGAAAAACAGAAAUGAAUUUGGAGGUAAUAUUUUGGGCACAUUGGUGAACAACUUGUAUGAUUGUGUGCAAAAUCAGGUAAAUGAAGUUUUCAGUGCUUUAAUGGGUAAUAGUGAGCUUUUAACAAUUUCUGAUGACUUUGAAAUGUAUAAGAUUAGUAGACAUUUGAAUCUUUGUCUAACAGAGGCACAACUUUUUGAAAGAUUUCGGGAUUUCCUUAGUGGGAAAAUGUUGAAAGGAAAAGUUAAACCCAGGGAAAAAAUUGGAAGUGAAAAUGUAAGGAUGAAAUCUAGUACUGAUCCAGAAUUAGUUGUUCAGCCAGAAAGAGAGACUCCUGGGAAAGGGGGUGAUGACUACAUUAGAGAAAGAAACACACUUCUCAGGCCAGUACGUAAGAACAUGAAUUAUGGGCACAGACAUGAAUUCAUAGGUGAUGAAGUUAAACCUGGUACUUGUAAGAUGAACUUUGAGGACAGUUGUGAAGAAAGACCGCAAUUGUCCCAAAAGAGGAGGAGAAAUACUAAUUCAACAAACGAACCUAAUACAGCAAUGAAAAUUCACGGAGCAUUUCUUGGAAGGCAUGAGGAGAAGGCACAAAAGCCCCAGAACAGACUUCUUGAAGAAAAGAAAUCGGAACUGUUUUGUGAUGGUAACUUCAGUCCUGAAGCAUUGGGUAUUAUAGAUAAUGGAGAAGUAAAGGAACUGGCAGUGAAGAGUCAAGGGAGAAACAGUUUAGGUAAGACAGUUAAGGACACUAAGAGUGAAGUUGUUCAGGAAAGCUGUGAACAGUAUGGGCAAGAAUCUGUUACUCCACAGGAAAAGAUUGUUGAGCCAGGGUUUGGAGAUAGUAAUUGUUUUCGUGGGCUGUUAGUUGAGAAAUGUUCAUUAAAUGUCGGAGAGGUAACUGAGAACAAAUUUAAGAAAAAAACUUCAUCUGGACCGAAGUCAAAUGGUUCAUUGAAACGCAGAAAGAACAUUAUUGUCUGUGGUAAAUUGAGUGAAAAGUUUAAGGUAAAAUCUUUGAGGGGACAACAGAGGAAGUUGCUUAAAGAUAACACUGGUCAUUCCUACAAAAUACGUGAAAGUAAUCGCGUUAGUAUUGGUAGACGUCAAUUUACACAAUUAAGAAAAUUUCAAGGGAAUUUGCAGAAUUGCAUUCCUAAGUCAAUGGAUAAACAAAACACGAAAUGGGUUGAGCCGUGCUUUAGGAAGUCUAGAAAAAGGAAGGGAAAUACAAACCAACAUUCAGUAGGUAAUGAAUGUCAGGUGGUAGAUGGAAAUUCCAGAAGAAAUUCCAGAAAAAACAGUUUAUAUGAUGAAGUGAAAUGCAGUACUGAUAGAAAGAAGCAUUGCUUGAAAAAGGUUUAUGUGAAAUUGGAAUAUCUUCCACAAGAAACACUAAGAAAAUUAUCAGAGCAUGGUAGUUUGCUUGUGUAAUCAGUGGUACCCUUUUGUUGUGGAAGUUCAUUUAUUAUAUUAGUACUGAAAUUUUCCUUUUAAGAAAUAAUCCAAAUCGGUGAUACCUUCGAUUCAUUGGAUGUUCAUUUAUUGUAUUACUGAUUAUAGGUUUGAGAAACAAUCCUAGAUUGAUGAUACCUUUAUACAUUAGCAUUAGAAGUUUGUUUACUGUAAUUGAGAAUUGCUUUUACAAAAUUAAAAGUACCUGAAGGAUGAUUACAUGGGAGUAGAUAUCUCAUUUGUAUAGAGCUGUAAUGUUAGGAAGCAAAGUUUAUUUUUGUAUUCUAAGUUGUGUAUAGUAUACCAGUCAGUAAAAAAUUUAUUUAUUUUGCCCUUGGGCUACUGAGGAGCAAUUAGUCAUUGUGUCUGCUGAAGUUUUGUAUAUACAGCAUAUUAUUCCAGAUCUUUUUAUAGACAUAGCUGAUAGUCAGCUCAGUGAUAAAGUUAAAUUUUUUUAAGAAAUGUAAAUAUUACCAUAUUUCUUAAUGUUUUAGGGUUAACCUGGUUGAUUCUCUUAUGAGAAUACAAACUGCUAUUACCUGUUAUACAGAGUUUAUUGCUAUGAUCUAGGGUUGGUCAUUUUAAACUGGGUAAUAUGGUAGCUGGCUGGUGGUAUGUGGAUAAUUUGGGGGAAACUCCCUUUGCGUGCUGUCUUCAACUUUUUCUUCUGCUACUGUCAGACAAGAACAUCUUGCUGUGGUAUUUUUGACUGCUAAGCUGAUUGUUUUCCUUUUAUUUAUUUAUUUAUUUUUUUUUUUGGGGGGGGGUGUGAAAUUGAUGUCAAAGAAGAAUGAGCGAUGUAAUGUGAAAGAUGUGAAGAAGAGUGUCCUUUGUCUGGGAAAUACUUCCCCCUUGAUGCCAUCAAAUCAUUUCUGUGGCCUUCUGUCAGUAUUCCUAGGUAUCUAUCUUUGGCAUUGGGAGGGUUAGGAAUCUCGCCCUGAGUUUUGUGUUCUCAAGUUUGUGUCAAAAACCCAGAAUCAGUCAGUUCCAGUGAGAGAAGAGAAGCUUUUGGGCUUCCUCUCUUGGACUUGUAUGGUGGUGAUCCAGGCGAGAUGGUUGUGAUCCAGAUGAGACGGUUUUAUACCCUGAACUAGCAUAUCGAUGUAAAUGGCAAUGGCUUUUAUUCUUAUAUAAGCAGUUAAAUAUUUCAGAGUACUAAUUUGUAUUUUUUAGGUAUUACAGACCAGAGCCUUUUAUAAUUCUGCCUCAAACCACACUAUUUAGUCCCUAUGCUGAAGGAGAACAUGUAUGGUGACAAUGGGCUAGUGGGGGUUUCCCUCCCAGCCACUCACUUACCACCAGUUAACUUCCCUUGUUAGGAAGUUCCAAGGACUGAUUCUAGCAAUACAAUUACUGUACUGUAGUUUGAAAGAUAUGUUAAAUUUGUCUGUUGUAAUCAGACAUAUACUGUAUGUAUAUUUUUAUUACAUAUACAGUAUAUAUUAGUGUAUAUAAUGUAUGCAAAUAAUAUAGUAUGAUGUAGAGUACAAUAAAGACUUUCAAAAGAAAGAAAGCAUUCUAUUUGUUGAAAAACACAACAUCACAAUACCUCACCAGUAUAUGAAAGGAGUGGAGCAAAGCAUUAGUACAU
Macrobrachium nipponense is the source of this 7049-nucleotide messenger RNA. RefSeq lists its product as uncharacterized. The transcript is spliced from 2 exons. The record is from RefSeq and is a predicted model, not a curated record. The coding region runs from base 320 to 5437 and encodes 1705 amino acids. NCBI's taxonomy places the organism in Eukaryota, Metazoa, Arthropoda, Malacostraca, Decapoda, Palaemonidae.